GCACGAGGAAGGAGUGCCUCAGAGAUCUAAUAUAUCGGUUCCAUUUAUCAGUGCGGCACCGCCUCGCGAUCGUUCGCUCGCUUUUUCAGUUCGUUCUCGUGAACUGUUCACGUUUAACAUAACGCAACGCACGCAGUGCAACGUGUCUAUCCAUCGGUUUGCGUCAUCAUUGACGAUUGUGACAACCGCUCCUUUGCCACCACUACUACCAUCACCACCACGUCCUCCGGAAGUCCGCGUUGUACGCGAUCUUCCGCGGUCGAUGUGCAUACGUCACGUCGGCGGCGGAUCAUCUUGUCGUCUUGAUUGCGCGCUGUACUUUCCCACUAGUAUUAGUCCGCAUCUGUCUUGUAUAUCGCGCUCCAGCAAGCGCGCCCGUUCAACCUUGACUGGCGGAUCUGAACAAAGGUUGGUGCUCGCCCGGCCUCCCACAGUCCUGUCCGUGAGCUCAUCUUCACAGUUUUUGCCUUUUCGCACUUCGCUGUUCAUUGCACGCGUUAAAUAUUUUGUUUCCGAGGUUUUAGAGCGAGUCUUGAAAAUCGCCAAUAUGUUUAGUUGGUUAAAUCGCGAAGAGAAUAGCAAGCAAGAUCUUUUCGAAAAUGUCACCGAAGGUCUCAAGAAGAUAUACAAAUCCAAGUUAUUACCAUUGGAACAAUAUUACCAAUUCCAUGACUUUCAUUCACCACAGCUGGAUGAUCCAGAUUUUGAUGCAAAACCCAUGAUUCUCUUAGUCGGACAAUAUUCAACUGGCAAAACUACAUUUAUCAAAUAUUUAUUGGAAAGAGAGUUUCCUGGUAUUAGGAUUGGACCAGAGCCUACUACAGAUCGAUUUAUAGCAGUCAUGUAUGAUGAGAAGGAGGGUGUUAUUCCUGGAAAUGCUUUAGUUGUAGAUCCUAACAAACAAUUUAGACCACUUUCAAAAUUUGGCAAUGCAUUUUUGAAUAGAUUUCAAUGUUCAACUGUAGGUUCGCCUGUUUUAAAAGGCAUAUCUAUAGUAGACACACCUGGUAUAUUGUCUGGUGAAAAACAACGAGUUGAUAGGGGAUACGACUUUACUGGUGUUCUAGAGUGGUUUGCUGAACGUGUAGAUAGAAUUAUAUUGCUAUUUGAUGCUCAUAAACUCGAUAUAUCAGAUGAAUUUCGUAGAUCUAUCGAGGCCUUACGUGGACAUGAUGAUAAAAUUAGAAUUGUUCUUAAUAAAGCUGAUAUGAUAGACCAUCAACAACUCAUGAGGGUAUAUGGUGCAUUAAUGUGGUCUUUAGGAAAAGUUCUGCAAACUCCAGAAGUGGCUAGAGUUUAUAUAGGCUCAUUUUGGGAUCAACCAUUAAGAUAUGAUGUUAAUAGAAGAUUAUUUGAAGAUGAAGAACAAGAUUUGUUCAGAGACAUGCAAUCACUUCCAAGAAAUGCAGCAUUACGAAAGCUUAAUGACUUAAUAAAACGAGCACGCUUAGCUAAGGUGCAUGCAUAUAUAAUAAGCGCCUUACGAAAAGAUAUGCCAAGCGUGUUUGGCAAAGAUAACAAGAAGAAAGAGUUAAUAAAAAAUUUGGGUCAAAUUUAUGAUCAAAUACAAAGAGAACAACAAAUUUCACCUGGUGAUUUUCCAGAUCUAAAAAAAAUGCAAGAAUCUUUAGCACAUCAUGAUUUUAAUAAAUUUAAUCCUAUUAAACUUAAGCUAUUAGAAGUGGUAGAUAAAAUGCUUGCUGAAGAUAUUGCAAAACUUAUGGCUAUGAUACCACACGAAGAAGUCACCACAGUUUCAGAACCACUUAUUAAAGGAGGUGCAUUUGAAGGUGUAGAAGAUCAAGUUAGUCCAUUUGGAUACAAAAGAGGAGAAGGAAUUGAUGCAGGAGCAGGUGAACCAGAAUGGAUUGUCAAUAAAGAAAGAUAUAAAUAUGAUAGCAUCUUUGAAUCACUUGGGCCACAAGAUGGAAAGAUUACGGGAGCAGCGGCUAAAUCAGAAAUGGUCAAGUCUAAAUUACCAAAUAGUGUGCUCGGAAAGAUCUGGAAACUCUCAGACAUUAAUAAAGAUGGAUUCUUAGAUGCUGACGAAUUUGCCUUAGCUAUGCAUCUAAUUAAUGUAAAACUCGAAGGUUAUGAUCUCCCAGCUGAACUGCCAGAACAUCUAAUACCACCAUCGAAACGCGAUACAUAAUGAUAUGCGUUAUAUGAUUCCUGGUACUAUAAUUUAAUAAGUUUUACAAAUGGUAUGUGCGAGUGUGGUUUCUUGGAGUCACAAGAUUACCACAGAUAUUAGGGCGACUUAUCAUUUGUGCACUGAUUGAUGCCAUUGGUUCAUAAAGUUCGGGAAAUAUAAAAUUAUACUUUUAUGAUCAGCUGUAUCAUAUUAUGUGUAUAUUAUAUUAUUCUGAUAAUAUAUCAAGGCCGGGGGACAUAUAUAGCUUGCAAUUUCUAGAAAAAUGUGCUAAAUUGUACAAGAUUGACUAGCACAAAACGUAUAUGGCAUCUUUCAAAUAAUAUUUUUCUGAAACAUGUAUAAAUGGAGAUAAAAAUUAUACACAUAGUAUGCCCACAUGCUUAUUGGCAUAUUAGUAUCUAAACAAUUUAGAAUAUUUGCUUUUAUUUAAGAUAAGUUGUUACUUUGGCCUUGGAAUUAUAUUUGUAUUUUAUAACUUCGUAAUUAUACAUGUCCUGAAUUGAA
This is a messenger RNA of Camponotus floridanus (Florida carpenter ant), 2659 nucleotides long. RefSeq names its product EH domain-containing protein 3 (gene Past1). Lineage: Eukaryota; Metazoa; Arthropoda; Insecta; Hymenoptera; Formicidae. Gene Ontology annotation, molecular function: GTP binding; protein binding; calcium ion binding. Gene Ontology annotation, cellular component: plasma membrane; cytoplasm. The record is from RefSeq and is a predicted model, not a curated record. Gene Ontology annotation, biological process: endocytosis; endosomal transport. Bases 263 to 2152 code for a protein of 629 amino acids. The transcript has 7 exons.